Messenger RNA from Grosmannia clavigera kw1407, 765 nucleotides. RefSeq names its product proteasome subunit alpha type 6. The coding region runs from base 1 to 765 and encodes 254 amino acids. Gene Ontology annotation, biological process: ubiquitin-dependent protein catabolic process. Gene Ontology annotation, cellular component: proteasome core complex, alpha-subunit complex; nucleus; cytosol. Lineage: Eukaryota; Fungi; Ascomycota; Sordariomycetes; Ophiostomatales; Ophiostomataceae. The transcript is spliced from 5 exons. The record is from RefSeq and is a predicted model, not a curated record.
AUGUCUGGUAGCGCAGGAUUUGACAGACACAUCACCAUCUUUUCGGAGCAGGGUCGAUUGUACCAAGUCGAAUAUGCAUUCAAGGCUAUCACCGCUGCUGGCAUCAUGUCCAUAGGCGUGCGGGGCAAGGACUGUGCGGUAGUCCUGUCUCAGAAGAAAGUGCCUGACAAGCUGAUCGACCCGUCGUCCGUAUCGCACAUCUUCCAGAUUUCGCCGUCGGUGGGCGCUGUCAUGACUGGGUCCAUAGCCGACGCGCGGGCUUUUGCACAGCGCGCCCAAGGCGAGGCAGCAGAGUUCAGAUACAAAUACGGCUACGAGAUGCCGUCCGACGUUCUGGCUAAGCGGCUCGCCAAUAUCAGCCAGGUCUACACGCAAAGGGCAUAUAUGCGCCCAUACGGUGUGGCGACGACUUUGAUUUCGCUUGACGAGGAGAUAGGUCCACAGUUGUUCAAAUGUGACCCGGCCGGCUACUAUAUUGGGUACAAGGGCACGGCGGCGGGCCCAAAACAACAGGAGGUACUCAACCAUUUGGAAAAGAAGUUGAAGAACAAGGACCAUGCGGAUGGCUCUUGGGAGGACGUGGUGGAGCUGGCUAUCACGACGCUUAGCACGGUGCUAAGCAUGGACUUCAAAAAUACAGAGAUUGAGAUUGGCAUUGUUGGCGGGCCACGGGCUGACGGCAAGGAGGGCACGGACCCCGGGUUCCGGACACUGACCGAAGAUGAGAUUGACGAGCGGUUGCAAGCCAUUGCCGAGAAGGACUAA